Agrilus planipennis (emerald ash borer) is the source of this 886-nucleotide messenger RNA. It is a transcript of the gene RYBP, whose product is annotated as YY1-associated factor 2. Gene Ontology annotation, biological process: positive regulation of DNA-templated transcription. Lineage: Eukaryota; Metazoa; Arthropoda; Insecta; Coleoptera; Buprestidae. Bases 212 to 658 code for a protein of 148 amino acids. Gene Ontology annotation, cellular component: nucleus. Gene Ontology annotation, molecular function: transcription coregulator activity; DNA binding. The transcript has a single exon. The record is from RefSeq and is a predicted model, not a curated record.
AUUAAAAAAUGUUCUUUUCUAGUUUGCAAGUUUAUUUUUACUUUUACCUCCUAAAGUUGUUUGAAUUGACCAAUUGAAGGUCUCGCGUCUGCAGCGCCGACCGACACUGCGGCAAAUGAAUGAAACGAAGGGAAAUCAAACAUGGCGUUACUUGUUUUCAACAGACGUCAAUAUUUGACAAAAAAGUGUUUUUAAAGUGUUCACUGCCAACAUGGAUUCAAAGAAAAGCCCAAUUCGUCGAGCAAAACGUCAAGCAAAAGUGGUAGAAGAUAAUUUUUGGGAUUGCAGUGUGUGUACAUUUAGAAAUACAGCAGAAGCUUUUAAAUGUCUGAUGUGCGACGUGAGAAAAGGUACAUCUACUAGAAAACCUAGAAUAAAUCCCCAAUUGGUAGCUCAACAAGUGGCUAGCCAAUAUGUACCUGCCACCAGUAAUCAGAAAAAAGAGAAAAAAGACAAGAGGUCAAUGAAAAAACGGAAGCACCCGCCCAGACUCAAGAACGUCGAUAGGAGCACUGCCCAAACAAGAGAAGUUACCGUUAACAGUGUAACUGUAAUUAUUACAGAAUAUAAACCAAAAAUUAAAAAUUCAGAAACUAUGUCAAGCUCCAGUUCUUCGGAUCAUGGUUCGCAAUCAGAAUCCAGCAUGGAUGCGCGGUAAAAAAUUUAUUUAUUCGAACAAUGUGUUAAUGUGUACAUAUAUAUGUGUACAAAGGGGUAAAGUUUAAAUCAACAGUUCGUGUGCGUGUCAGUGACUUGCCGGACGAUGACUUACGACGUCACACUAGUCGGUUUGUUUUGAUUUUUAUUAAAAAUUUAAGUGUUAACCAGAGCUACAGAUAAGCGACCAAUUCAAGAAUGUCCUGUGUGCUUCACAGCAAAAAAAAAA